AUGGGCAAACUAAUAAUUUUUGGUGAGAUAGUAACUAUUGAAAAUGCUAAAACAUUGUUGAAUCAAAUUUUAUUAGAAGAAGGAAUUCAACAAGCUAUAUAUACAUAUAAAGAUGUUAUUAGAAAAAAGAAAAAAAAAAUUUGUUCAACUCUUAAAGUUACUUUACUUUCUAAUGGUAAGAAGUACUUGUCUAAACAUACUUCUAUUUCAAAAGAAUCAGGAUCAAUUGCGUGUGCUUAUAAAAUUCUUCAACAAAUAGCUAAUGAUGAUAAGUAUAUUGAUUACAUAAAAGAAAAUACAUCUGAAACAAAAAAUGAAAAAAAUAUGAUAAAAGAACGGAUGAUUAAGGUUCCUGAUGAUUUUGAAUUGUAUGAAGAUAUUAAAGCUUUUUACAAUUUUAUAAAUGUUACAGUUCCAGAUCUUGAAGAUAAUUGUAAAAAACCAAUAACAAUUAAUUUUCCAUCAACAUUAAAUUUUAAUAAUAAUAUAGAAAACAUUUGUACUGAUAAUAAUAAUAAUAAUAUCAUUUCUAAUGUAUGGUUUCCUCCAAUAAGUAAAUAUAAUUGUUGGUUGAAUUGUCCUUUGACACAAAAACAUAAAUGGUGGAAUAAAGAAAUAGAGGAAAUAUCUCAAAUAUUAUUUAAUAUUGAAACUAAAAAAAAAGAAAAUAUUAAAAUGAAACAAAUCCGUCAAAAGUUACCAGUCUAUAUAAAAAGAACUACAAUAAUAGAAGCAUCUGAAUGUUGUCAGGUUUUGUUAAUUAAAUCAAGUACAGGAUCUGGUAAAAGUACACAAAUUCCUCAGAUUUUUCUUGAACAUUAUAUUUCAACAUAUCGUGGUGGUGAAUUUAAUUGUAUUAUAACUCAACCACGUAGAUUGUCAGCAAUAAGUUUAGCAAAAAGAGUUGCAGAAGAGAGAGGUGAAACUUUAGGGAAAUCUGUUGGGUAUUGUGUUCGAUUUGACAAAGUUGAUCCACAACCUUUUGGUUCAAUACUCUUUGGAACUAUUGGUUCAAUUCUUAGAAAAUUUUCAUCAGGUUUUAGAGGUAUAUCUCAUAUAAUUGUUGAUGAAGUUCAUGAAAGAUCUCUUGAGACUGACUUUUUGUUGAUAAUUAUUAAAAAAAUUAUACAAAAAUAUAAAAAAUUACGAAUUAUUUUGAUGUCUGCUACUAUUGACACUGAACAAUUUGAAAAAUUUUUUGAUGGUAUAAAAAUUAUUGAGAUUCCAGUAAAUUUAUAUGAAGUAAAAGAGUUAUAUCUUGAUGAAUUUAUUCAAUAUUAUAAAUAUAUUCCUCCAUAUGUAGAUAUAUCUAACGUUUUUUAUAAAAAUUCAAAUAUAUGGAAUUCUAAUAACUCUUUUCAUGACAAUACUGUAUCUCCAGUAGCAAAAUAUAUUGCAAAUAAAAUUGAAAUGAGUGAAGAAUUUCCAUAUGAUAUUAUUGUUAUGAUGAUAAAAGAAAGUGUUAAAACUAUUCUUGAGACUGAUGAUUAUGGAUCAAUUUUAGUUUUUGUUCCUGGAUGGAAUGAAAUUAUUAAAUGUAUAGAUAUACUUAAAAAUAGUAAAGAAAGUAAUAUGUAUUGGUGUCUUCCAUUGCAUUCAAACUUAACUACAAAUGAACAAAAUCUUGUUUUUCAAACACCUCCAGAUGGGCAAAUUAAAGUUAUCAUAUCUACAAAUAUUGCAGAAAAAUGGACGUCAAAAAAUUCAAUGGAACAACGUAAAGGACGUGCUGGAAGGAUUAGACCAGGAUAUUGUUAUCGUCUUCUUACAAAAAAAUUUUGGAAUUCUUUGCAACAACAAAAUGAUCCUGAAAUUAAAACUCGUUCACUUCAGUCAACAAUAUUAAAUAUCAAAGCAUUUGGACUUGGAAAUUCAAAAGAAUUUCUUUCUUCUGGUAUAGAAAAAAUAGAUGAUGCAAAUAUUAUUGAAUCUGAAAACUAUUUAAAACAACUUUCUGCUUUAGAUAAGAAUUCUUGUUUAACUUAUAUUGGUAAAGUUAUGCAACGCCUUCCUUUUGAACCAGAUACAGCAAAAUGUAUAAUUAUGGCAACUUUAUUUAAUGUAAUUGAUUCAAUUUCAAUAAUAUCAGCAAUUCGUGGAUCCUACAAUUCAUUAUAUACAAAUUCCUGUAAACCAAAAAUGGUAUCUAAUUUUAUUUUAAAAUUUUGUGGAAAUUUUAUGAGUGAUCAUUUAUUAGCGUCAAUGAUAUUUAAAAAAGUUAUUAAUUCAAAGGAUGAAGCUGAUAAUAACAUAAACAUAUAUGAAUACAUUAAAUUAACAACUAUAAAUAAUAUUGAAAAAGUAAGAAGUCAACUUUCAAGUAUUCUUGAACAAUAUUUCAUAGAAUAUUCUUUUACUGAUUAUAGAACAAUGAAAAAUGAAAUUUCUUGUCCAUCCAUACAUGUAAUUAUGUCAAUUCUUGUCAGCACACUCUAUCCAAAUAUUGCCUAUCAAAAUGAGAAAUAUACAUUUGAAAGUAUGGAUAAAUGUAAAUUAAGAAAUGAUAAGUUUUCUAUCUUAUCAUUGAAUAUAAAUAAUUUUAAUAAAAUAUCUCCAUUUAUUUUAUACAGUCAAAAAAUAAUAAACAAAAGUUCUACAAUGAAAGAAUGUUCUUCUAUCUCUCCACUUCAUAUUUUGUUGUUUGGAUCAUCAAAAGUCACCUAUAACGGUGGAAGAAAUAUAAUGUUAGAUGAUUAUUACUUAUUUGAUAUUAAUCCUAAAUUUGCUCAUAUGGUUCUUUAUCUUAAAAUUAUCAUCAAUGAUUUAUUAAAUUCUUAUUGUGUUAAAAAAAAAUUAAAUGAAAAAGAAAAGGCUGUCAAGAAUUUUGUAAGAAAUUUAAUUGAAAGAAUAACGACAAUGGCAUACAACACAAAUGAUAGAUAUUUUGAGAAAGUUAUUUUAAAAAAUCCAACUAAAGUUAAUUUUAAAAAAAUUGGUGGAGCAACCAAUUGGUGCUAA
This is a messenger RNA of Strongyloides ratti, 2958 nucleotides long. Its product is annotated as Helicase, C-terminal domain and Helicase-associated domain and DNA/RNA helicase, DEAD/DEAH box type, N-terminal domain and Domain of unknown function DUF1605 domain and Helicase, superfamily 1/2, ATP-binding domain and P-loop containing nucleoside triphosphate hydrolase domain-containing protein. Gene Ontology annotation, molecular function: ATP binding; RNA binding. Gene Ontology annotation, cellular component: intracellular anatomical structure. Lineage: Eukaryota; Metazoa; Nematoda; Chromadorea; Rhabditida; Strongyloididae. Bases 1 to 2958 code for a protein of 985 amino acids. The record is from RefSeq and is a predicted model, not a curated record. The transcript has 3 exons.